Messenger RNA from Vanessa tameamea, 10824 nucleotides. RefSeq names its product intermembrane lipid transfer protein VPS13A-like. Lineage: Eukaryota; Metazoa; Arthropoda; Insecta; Lepidoptera; Nymphalidae. Gene Ontology annotation, cellular component: extrinsic component of membrane. The record is from RefSeq and is a predicted model, not a curated record. The transcript is spliced from 53 exons. Gene Ontology annotation, biological process: protein targeting to vacuole; protein retention in Golgi apparatus. Bases 136 to 10593 code for a protein of 3485 amino acids.
CCAUGACAUCUGUCAAAAACAGCCAGUUCUUCCAGCCGGAGUCCCUUGACGUCACUGGAAAAAACUUAUAGAGGAAUUACACGUUUACCGGAACCAGAUUAUCAUGUAAAAUACAGAUAACGAAAACCAAGCAACAUGUUCGAAGGCGCAGUGGCAGGUAUCCUUAAUCGGCUGCUGGGCAAAUACGUGCAGGACCUUGACACGGAGAAUCUGAACGUGGGCAUCUUCUCCGGAAAUGUCAAUCUUACUGAUCUCAAACUUAAGCCUGAGGCUUUGUACGAGCUAGAUUUGCCGAUCGAUGUGAAGAUCGGCACGAUAGGUAAAAUCAACCUCCAAAUACCAUGGUCGGGGCUAUACACACAGCCAGUGGUCGUCCAGAUCGAAGAUGUCUUAAUCCUCGUGGGACCAGCGAUCUCCAACAGUUACUUCGAUCCUGACAGGGAGAAGAGGCUCACGAGGGCCGCCAAGAGAAAAAUCCUGCAAGACUUAGAAGCAGAAAGCGAAAUAUUGAAAGGGCCCCAGAAUUUCUUCGAGAACCUUUUUACGGCCAUUGUGAAUAAUUUGCAGAUUUACGUGAGAAAUGUCCACGUUAGAUAUGAGGAUUCCAUCAGUUCCAAGGACGGGCCGCUUGCUUGCGGCUUGUGCCUGCAAAGCCUUUCUAUUGAGACAACGAACAGCAAAUGGAAACCAUCAGUGACUACACCCAACGCGUCAACAGUUUACCAGAUGAUGCGAGUUGAGUCACUGUCUUUAUAUUGGAACCCUACGGCGACCGCUCUCGAUGACGUGGAGAUAGCUCAUAUAACACCCAUGCAGUACUACAACUGGAAGCACUAUAUGCUCACUGGAUUGGACAAAUUCUCCAUGCAUCAUGAGGACUUUGAAUUUUUGCUGAAACCAGUAACUUGCAAGGUGAAGGUUAUUAUAAACCGGUCAGGGGAAGCAAGGGUGCCUCGAUUACUCCUGGACGCAGUGUUGCAGGACAGCGCGCUGCAACUGUCCAGGAGACAAUACCUCUCCAUCGACAACUUGCUUACCUCCUUCCAGAGGAUAACGCUUAAUAGGAAGUACAGACAUCUCCAUCCCGGGAUUCCCCUUCUCAAAGACGUUAAGAAGUGGUGGCGCUAUGCAUACAAUGUGGUAGUUGAGCAACGUGUUCGUCCUUACACUUGGACUGCCAUCAAAAAGCACAGAGAAAAUUAUAAUAUUUAUAAGAAGACAUACAAGAGUACUCUGAGAAGUCCGAAUGAUAUCGAACUCAAAUUGGAUUUGCAAAAGUGCGAAGACAGUCUUCCUAUUAUAUCAGUGGUGAUUGCGAGGGAGCAAGCGAAGUUUGAACUAUUGAGUCAAGAACCGGACAGAAUAGAUAUCGUAGAAACGGAGUUCGAUUGGUGGAGGCCAACUUCAGAUAACGAAAGUGACUCCGAUACGGAAACGAAGUCACGCGUGGAACUCUGCGUGAAGACAGAGCGAUGUAAAAGUCUGUGGAGCCAUUUGUCGAGCCCUGAGAAGAAGAAAGUAUGUGAGCUAAUAGGCUACGCUGAAGGUGCUCCUAGACAGGAUAAGUCAAAGCAGUAUAUCGAACAUAAAAUUAAUCUAACAUUGGCAAAUUGUACUUUGACGUUGAUGAACAGGAGUAAGGAAGUGUUGGUGGUGAAUCUCACACAGUUCCUUGCGUCCUUAGAGACGAGACCGUCAGCUAAGGCUUAUAAGGUGUCGGCAAGAACAGAGAAUAUAGUUAUCGAGGGCAUGUCCUCCGAUGGUGAGUUGGUACCCUUGCUGAUAGCAGCUCAAGGCUCUUCGGUGGGUAGCAAUACCGUGCUUGCGCUGGACGUGGAGAAGAAUCCAGUAAACAGCCACGCAGACCUUGGUGUCACUUGUCACGUGGAGCCUGUGGAACUGGUUUAUGUUGAGCACGCGUUCACAGAACUGAUAAAUUUCUUCCAAACUCAUUCUAUGACGCCCGAGGCGUUGGCCGAAGAGGUGUCACUAGCCGUUGAGCAAGUGGGAGCAAUGAGCAAGUCUGUUUUAGCACACGCUAUAAGUCGUAGGAAGGUGUUUCAUUUGAAUGUGGACCUCAAAGGACCUGCUAUUAUCCUUCCAGAACAUGGCUGUGUGCACAAGCCGGGUCGCGUGAUGGUUCUAGACAUAAACCGUGUAGUGAUAAAGUCGGAUCUCCAACCUUCCAACCUCACGUUAGAAGACGCAACAUGCAUGGAGCUAGAAGAACGACUCUAUGACCGCUUCCAUGCUGAGUGCUCUCUUCAGGUGCUGUUCUGCGAAUGGAGUGAGGCCUGGCGCGAGGCUCGCAAGCACGGCGACUCGGAGCUGCACCUCAUACCACGGCUGCGCGCGCAGCUUGUCUUUUCCACCAGCAUCAAGAAGGAUUAUAAGCUUUUGCCCAGAUAUAAGCUAAAUAUUUCACUCUCGAGUCUUAAAUUCAACCUGUCUGAUCGAAUCAUCGGACAUUUGUUGGAUUUCGUCGACAACUUGCCCGUCCCUGUUCCAAACACCGUUCCGGUCUCCUUCAUGGAUUCUGGAGAUUACGUCGAGGAGUUGGAGGACCCGGAAUUGAUGGAGACGUUAGAGUUAGACAGAGUGACUGCGGAUCCUGGAUACAAAGAGUUGAUCAGAUUAAGGCAAAAUAUUGUGGCGACAUACUUCAGUAGGAAUAGGGCAGCUGAGACCAAGACUGAUGGUGAGAGUGCCAGAUCACCGGCUGAAGAAUCAUUACCCACAGCAGAUUUUAGCGAUGAAGACGUCGAAGAGUAUGCACGUUCUGUUGACUUACCAGGUUUCGACGAUAACGUUUCGCCGAGUAAUACUAUUGGAACAUUGAUGAGAUUUAUUAUUGGUGAGAUAGUGAUCAACUUAAAUCGGUCCAGCGAGUUAGUGGACAAGCCGUACAUCAUGCUGAGUGUCAGUAAGGUUUGCCUGGAUGUGGCCCUGAUGCAAUUCGGACCCGCUAUCCAGCUAUCGAUAGGCCAAGCGCUUCUGACGGACAAACAGCAUCACAGCAGUACCGGGCAGUACUUGGAACUACUGACGAGCUCGGGGGAACUGUUUAAUCUCCUGUAUAGAAAAGUCCGCGCGAACUGCCCCGAGUUCCGCUCGCACUUCCACAACGUGGAGCAGGCGCUGGUGGCGGACGUGGGCCCGCUCGUGCUGCUCGCGCACGCGGCCGCGCUCGCCGCGCUGCGGAACUACCUGCACUACCUGACCCACAAAAUACAGAAGCGACAUUCUCUAAAUUUUACGACGAUGAUCUUACCAAAGACCAGAACGUUAUGGGAUUAUUUAAUGAAGCCAGAAGCAGACCCUCCCGUGCCACCCGGUGCGACUAAGUUCAGUUACUCGGUCCGAUUGUCGUCGGUAACGGCGCGUUUGGUCCAGGCAGAAAAUCCUCUGGUGGAAGUUCGUAUAGCAGCGCUGGAGAGUGACUGCGUGUUCCGAGCUAACGACAGACUUAUCUUCAAACUUUAUCUCGGCUCCUUGCACGUCGACGACUUGGCCGAGGCCACUCUCUAUCCCAAGUUGGUGUGGCCAGACGAGGACAAGGUGCUGGAGAUCAAGUACGUGCGCUCGGCGAGCGGCACGCGCGCGCGCGCCGACGCCGAGCUGCGCGUGCAGGCCGGCCGGCUGCACGUCGUGCUCUUCUGCUCGCUGCUCUACCAUCUGCAGCAAUUCCUGGAGGCGCUGGUGCCGAGCGCAGCGGCAUCGGAGGCAGCAGCAGCGGCCGAGCGCGAAGCGCAGCGCCGCGCCGGAGCCCUGCGCGCCGCGCCACUACGCGUCACUCUCGCCAUCGAGAUUCACGGUCCAGUGUUGCUGCUGCCUCAAAAACCUUCUUCACCAAAUCUGUUAGUCCUCAAUACGGGUGAUUUGCUCAUAGAAAAUUUCUUCAAAACAAUAAACGCUAGCAUCGAGUCUAGCACCCCAACAUACAGCCCAGUGAUUGAUAAUGUGCUGAUAAAGCUCGUUAACAUCACCCUGUCACGAGCUGUGAUGACGCUGGCUGGCACACUCGAAGUUCAGGAACCGAUCUUAGAGCCGAUAUCGGUGCGAUGCGAUUUAAAACGCGCCGUCGGAUACACUCUGGUGGCGAAUAGCAGUGCUUAUAGGGAUUUGCUGUUAUGCGAAGCAGAUGUAGUCAUGGAUGUGGUCACUAUCAACCUAGGUCAGAAGGAUCUGGCUACGGUGCUGGCUGUGUGGAGCGAUAACCUCAGUGAAGGGCACUAUAUUGGAAGUAUCGUCCCAACUUCUCCGGUAGAACUGCCAUCAUCUGAAGUGACAGUUAAGAAGCUGCAAGCAUUUUUCGCUCAAGGUGAUCCCGUGAGGAAAGAGUCUGUAUUUAGGUACACCUUGGAAGGAGUGGAAUUAAAACUAUUCUCAGAUAUGGAUGAAAUUCUAAGUUCUCCGGUACGAGACCUGAACCACGGUCUAGCGAAAGUUACAGCCGGUGAAGCGAACGUCCUCUUCGACUAUUACUCAGACUGCAGCAUUGAAGUGAAGGCCAGUUUACAGAGUCUGCUGAUUGAGGAUAUUCGUCCUGAUUCAACGGUCGUCAUUCGAAGGAUCUUCGAAUCUCAGGGGGGUGGCAGUCGUUUGGGGGGCGGGUUCUCGGUGGUGCGUCCGGCGUUGCUAGAGGCCUCGCUGCGGCGCUCGGCCCGCGCCGUGACGCUGGACGCGCGCGUGGAGCGCACGAGACUCAACCUUGCGCUGCCCUUCCUCCUCCGUCUCGCAAAAAGUGUCCUCGACGCCAUGCCGGGUGAUAAAACGAUGGAAGGUGGAGUGAUCAACCACGGCUACGUGGGUGACGCACCGACGCGAGGAAAUAACAACAGACCAGCGCGAUUUCCGAGCUCUAGUGAUUCUACUAGCGGCUAUUAUUCCGCCGCAACAUCGAUAUCAGAAGAUAUGCCAAGUUUAUCGAUAUCGGUCCAAUGUCGCCAGCCUGAAGUGAUGUUCUUCACAGAUCUCAUGAAAACUGAGGGUCAUGCCUUGCUACUGAGAACUGAACUCCUAAUUGACUACUCUUGUCAUUCUAAUACUGAGAGUCUCGUUGUUUCUCUAGCUGGCCUCCAAGUUAUGUCAAAAUUGCAAUCUAAAUUAAAGAAUCUACCACCACAGUUAGUUUUGAAACCAUGUGAUUUGGAAUUUUCCAAGAGUUUCAAAAACGUGGAAGAAGGCGUAAUUGUUCGCUUGUCUGUAUCCGAUGUCGAUAUACAUGUAGCUGCGACCACAGUACAUACAGUUGUAGAUAUCGUAGAAGAAAUUACAGCAGAAUUAACAAUACCAGAUGAGAAGGAUGCUUUUAAUUUUGCAACGUAUAACCCUAAAACGGAGAAAAGUGAUGAGGAUCUCUGGUCUCCGAAGAAGCUGACACCGUAUGUCGGUUUCCAUUCUGAAGAUAGCUAUAUCCAACCGAAAUAUCCCAGUGUGAAACCAGCAGAGACAUUCGUGGUAGCAGUGCCCAUUGUUCGUGUGACUUUUGAAAUUGAACACACUGUCCGAGUACCAGUUUUGCUGGUGAAGCUCUCAAGCGAGUUGUCACUGCAUGAUUGGUCGCGUCAGCUGCACGGCAGUGGUUGGCUGUCGGCGCAGGCACAUUGCUACAAUGAGCGGCUUGAUGUCUGGGAGCCACUGCUGGAGCCUGUACUGCAGGACAACGUUCAGCGCUCUUGGGAGAUCAGUGCUACGUUGUUUCAGGCAAAAUCAUAUCCUAUGUCUUCACAAUUAUCCACGAAAAACAAUGAAGAAAGUAUGUCUGAUAACGUACCCGCGGAACCACCAAGAAAACCAAAGAAAAAGAAUGAAUUUGAAUCAGAAACAUCGGCUGAUGAAGCCGACACGGAUAGUGAGAUGGUAUUCAUAAGGAAUCCUAAUGGAAAACAAAACAGAGGCUAUAAUGUAGAUACCAAUAGUUGCAGUAUGUCCUUCUUGAAAGCAUUAGACGUUGAAGAAUCUGAUUCAGAUAAUGAAAAUGGCAUGCUUGACAAAUUAUCCAAUGCUAUCGGACAUUUAUUUACAGACAGCGACUCUAGCAUUGAUGAGAUGAGCAAUGAUGAGGAUUCAUCAGCACCUGAACAAAGCGAGGUAGAAGUCAGUGAUAGAGAAGAAGAAGUAGAAGGAAAAGCAGUGUCCUAUAUAGACGGUGAAGAAAAGAAGAAAGUAGAAAGUAAGAGUGUUACGGUACAGGAACCGGAACGUGAAGACAGUGUGGAAUCAUCGAUAGAAGACACGCGUUUCUGUACCUACAUUGCGCUCGAAGCAAGAUCACCAUUAAACUUCACAGCAACUCCAGCAACCGUGAGAGCUAUGCAAGCGCUGUCAAACGCUAUAAUAGAUCGCACAGCUGCAGUAACAGCUAUUGUAGCUGCUGAUAGCGGCUUACAACUGGUAAACGACAUAGGGCCGGGCUCGUCGGUCGUAUUACGCACGCGAGCUGAGACGGACCUCGCCGGCAACGACCGCGUCCUCGCCGUCGCCGACUAUGACCACUCCAGCAGAGCCAGCACGCCAGGUUGUGACACAUCUGGAGCGGAUUUACUUGAUGAGGUGGAAAAAGAAACUACACAAGAGAUGACUGACAUCAGUGAUGAAUGGGACUGUUUUGAGGGUGGAUUCCCCGCUACGUGUUCGCUUUCGGGUGCGGAGCGCCAAUCCCCGGGUGCUCCGCCAGCUGCAGAUGUGCUUCUCCGCCGUCUCACCGACCAAACGCUCUCCAUUCGCUUGCACGACUUCGACCAGCUCAACAUUGUAUGUCCUCAACGCUCGGUAUCGAAGCUUCACGUUUUACAUCCGAGCAAGAAUGGGACACGCUAUUACAUCGUGAUAGAGCGAAGUACGAAAUACAACAAUAAGAAAAUUGUUGUACGAUCACCAUUACAGGUGCGCAACGAGACGUCGUACGCGCUGGAGCUGCUGUACCGGCGCUCGGAGCUGGAGGCGGCGGGCGCGCAGGCGGAGGGCGCGCUGCGGAACCCGUUCUGCGGCCUGCUGCGCCUCGCCGUGCUGGCGCCGCACGACACCUACAACGUGCCGCUCUACGUCGCCUACCACUGCCGCCUCUUCCUCGUGCCGGCCAACUUCGAAAGCUACCAAGCACCUACUCAGGGUAUAUGGUGGAUGGAGCUGGUCAACGACUUGGGCAGCUCGCGGGACGUCGUGUGUCCCGCUAUAGAUGAUACUGACCCUAGCGUGUUCGCUAUGAAGGUCGUGCCCGUUGAAGGUUGCAAGUCGGCACAGGUGUCGCGCUCGAUCCCCAACCUGCUGCUGCGCGUGGUGCCGCCGCUGGCCGUGCACAACCGCCUGCCGCACGCGCUGCAGCUGGCGCGCGACGCGCUGUGCGUGCGCGUGGAGGCGGGCGAGCGCGCGCACGUGUACGCGCUGGCGCCGCGCCUGGCGCACCGCCUGCAGCUGCACGUGCGCUACCUGGGCCUGCCCUGGAGCGGCGCCUUCACGCUGUCCCCGGAUAUGACGGAGAAGACGAUCAGCAUGACGACGGAAUGCGAAACGGAGGGUGGUAACAAGCGGCUCACAGUGCGAGCUAGGCUCCAGCAGGGACCCAACCUGAGGCUGCUGCUGUACGCGCCAUGCUGGCUCAUCAAUAAGACCGGCUUGCCGUUGCAGAUUAAGGGCCGCUCGGACGCAUGCUACGAGGUGUCGGAGGAGCCGCUGCUGUGGAGCGAGCGCGAGCGCGUGCGCGUGCGGGCGCACCAGUCGGGCUGGUCGCGCGCCGCCUGCCUGCGCGCGCACGCGCCCGGCCUGCUCGUGUGCACGCACUCCGAGCGCCGCCUCAGCUACCGGAUGCUGCUGCACGUGACGCUCUCCGAGGUCUGUCCCCAACUGACAAAAAUAGUGACAUUCCUCCCGUAUUUCAUCGUGUACAACGACACGAAGCGCCACCUCCGAUUCAUGGAGGAAAACGAAGCCGCCGACCUGUGGAUAGACCUGGCGCCGCAGCAGUGCACGCCCUUCUGGCCGCAGACGGACUCCAUGGCCAUGCAUUGCAAGUACCGGGACUCGACCGUCGUCUCGCAACACUUUUCCAUCACAAAGAAUCAUUUUACGGUACUGCGUAUGGAUAAGGGGUCGGCGAUCUGCGUGGAUGUCACGGGAGGCACGGACCGGCCCUUCACGAUCACGUUUAAGCCCUAUACCGUCGGAGACGCUCCUGUACGAAUCGACAAUCUAUGCGACGACCUAUUCCUGAAAUUACAUCAGAUGGAUUCUGGUCAAGUGGCACUAUUAAGUCCGUUCCAAUCCAUGUUGCACACGUGGGACGAUCCGGCAAAGGAAAGAGCACUCUUGUGGAACAUCUACAAUAACAAAGGCAAAGGUUUCUUGGCAGACUUUUCUCAGGACGGGUUCGGUGAAGAAAAAGUUAGUUUCCAUUCAGUAAAACAUUCGACGCUUGUCGCAACGAACAGUGUCACAUCAAAACUAUCCUCUACCCUCAAACGACUUACUCCCAAGUCUCCUGAGACCGGUUCUUCGAGCAGUGAUGAUUCUGAUAGUUUUGAAAUACUGGAAAGUCACACUAAAAGUAAGAAGAUGAGGAAAGAUAAAGUUAUCGUCUAUUGGAUAUCAUUCAUGGACGGAUACCAAAGAGUAUUCGCUCUAGCCCAAGACGAGAGAAUAGCUUAUCAAUACAAAAUGAGAAUUAACUCUGAACGUAGCAAUUACGAAGUGUAUUUAUCUCUAGCGAGUGUCGGUCUUUCCGUCUGUGUGCAAACACUUAACGGCGACAAGGAAUUGUCAUAUAUAAGCGUUACAGACUCCCUUCCAAAAUGGGAGGUUAAUGUUGGAAAUAAGUGGAAAUUAUUGGCGACGGAUGUGACAGCGUGGAUAGAGGAAAAGUAUCAGACAGAGCAAAAGAAAUGUCAGUUAAAGGAGUAUUUACAUAUUGAUUUAGAAAAAAUGCAGAUGACGAAACCCUUCUUUUCGGAACUUCGAAGAUCGUACAGUCCAGGAGUAUGGCUUCAGUUCCGAAAAUCUGAUACCAAUACAUACUGCCAUUUGAAACUACAGAGACUUCAAAUAGACAACCAGCUCCACGAAGCUGUGUUUCCUACUGUUUUGCACCCGGCUCCCCUGCCUCCUCACAUAAGGUCAAAAGAUCUCAAACCUUCUGUAGAAAUAGUCGCGCUCAAACAAUUCAGACCGAACAUAAAUCAAGAUGUUUAUAAAUAUUUUAAAUUUUUGAUUCAAGAAUAUUCGGUGAAUUUAGAUAGAGGCUUUGUUAAUCACGUUUUCGAUAUUCUGAACCAUUGGAAGGUUGAAGAGAAGCCGGCUGUUCGCUUGAGAGCUGACCUCGCUUUAGUACACAUGCCUUUGCCAGUGAUCGCGAUGCGAAGUCAAACGUCAGCGCAGAGGGACGUCUUAUUUGAAUUCGUCCACCUAUCGCCUAUUAAAUUGGUCCUGAGUUUGUCAUCUAGAGGGUAUUCAAAUGAAAAUAUAGACAGUCCAACGAGAUAUAGGUACGGUAAUCAGAGAGAAAAUCGCCCGAAGCUAUUCAAUAGUGAUCUAUUAGAAUAUUUAUUCAAUUCGUGGGGAUCAUCGCUCUGCGACAUGAAAGAUGUUGUUCUUAAGAUGAGCUAUUUAGAACUUCGGAAUGCCCCCAUCACUCUGCCUUCGUUGCUGGACACGGCCUGUCGCCACUACAGGCUUCAGCUGGUGCAGCAAUUCUACGUGCUUGUAUUAGGACUCAACAUCCUGGGGAACCCUUACAGUUACAUUGGCGACUUCUCCAAAGGAUUGAAGAAUUACUAUGAACCAUGUUUGGGCUCAGCAAUAUCCCGUAGAGUGUCAGACGCAGCAUUGACAUUGUUGAACGGAGCAGCAAGACUGAUGGGUUGCGCGAGUGACUCCAACGCCCCGAACGUUUUCGAAGAUGCUCCAAAACUUCGGCCACCGAAGAGACUCACUAGUGACGGAGGUGUAGUCAUCAAUGAUUUGCCAGAAGCAGUGAUUGAAGGGAACAAAAAUAAUCCCGCGAGUGUUGCUCUGGCUGUCACCGGGCUUAUAGCGAGGCCUACAUUCGACGUGUGUCGCGAGGCGGCGCGCUCGUCGCUGUGGCGCCGCGCGGGCGCAGACGGCGCGGAGGCGGCGCUGCGCGCGUGCGAGCGCCGCGCCGGCCGCCUCGUCGCGCGCCGACGGCUGCCUAGGCACUGCUCCGAAGUGGAGGGCGUGCGUACGUACAGCGCGUAUGAGGCCCGCGGCGCGGCGCUGCUGUGCGCGUUGGCGCGCGGGCACUACGCCGACACGGACGCGCACGUCGCGCACGCGCACCUCGCACCAGCCUCACCAGCCACGAUCCUCAUUUCCACAAGACACAUAUUCGUGGUGCGCGCGGGCGGGCGCGGGUGGCGCGUGGAGUGGGCGGUGCGCCUCGACCAGCUCAUCGGCGCGCCGCGUGCUCAGGACGGGGCUCUCGUGCUCAACAUCAAACAGGAUGAAAUGGUGGACUAUUUCUCGACUGACGAGAAAGUUAUAGAAAUCCCGGACCCUCAGGUGCUGACCUGGUUUCAGUCGAAGAUCGAAUGCGCUCUCAUACACGCGCUAGAAGACAAGCGAUGUCCCAGCGACCAGUAAAUACUUAUACAAUACGUUGGGUGGAAGGAAAAAAUAUAUACUCUUUGUUAAAUUUAUUGUUUUUUGAAACAUUUUUUGACUCGUUACCCAGUGCCACCAAUAUUCCUUAAUUAACUUUAUUGAUUACCCUUAUAUUCGUGUCAUAGUUAGCAACCUACUGAAAAUGUUGUUAAUUCGUGGAAUCUAUUGUAAUAAUAAAUCAGACAUAUACCUAUAUGGAGGCAAUAAAAA